Hordeum vulgare subsp. vulgare (domesticated barley) is the source of this 1874-nucleotide messenger RNA. RefSeq names its product single myb histone 5-like. Gene Ontology annotation, cellular component: nucleosome. The transcript has 7 exons. The record is from RefSeq and is a predicted model, not a curated record. Gene Ontology annotation, molecular function: double-stranded telomeric DNA binding. Bases 301 to 1224 code for a protein of 307 amino acids. Lineage: Eukaryota; Viridiplantae; Streptophyta; Magnoliopsida; Poales; Poaceae. Gene Ontology annotation, biological process: nucleosome assembly.
AAAAGAAACAUAAUCCCCGCGGCGACUUUUCCUCUCCACCGUAUCCUCCUCCACCUCUUCUCCACUGCCCUAUCUGAAGCUCCAAUCCACCGUGCCCUAGCUAGACCCGCCGCCGAACGUGCCCUAGCCACCGCCGGCGCCCCCCACGCGCGGUCGCCGUCUCCGCCCCACUUCGCCCCCUUCGUUUCCGAGAUCCGCCUCCGAUUUGCUCGGGGAUAGCUGCUGUUGCUGUUGUCGUUAUCGAAGGAGGAGGAGGAGGAGGGGGAGCCCUAGCCGCCUCCUAGGGCAAGCCCGGAGCAGAUGGGGGCACCGAAGCAGAAGUGGACGGCGGAGGAGGAGGCGGCGCUCAAGGCCGGGAUAGGCAAGCACGGGGCCGGGAAAUGGCGCACCAUACUCAAGGACCCCGAGUUCAGCAACAUCCUGCGCUACCGCUCCAACGUUGACCUCAAGGACAAGUGGAGGAACAUGAAUGUCACAGUGAACGCGUCGGGCUCUCGCGACAAGGUGCGGACGACGGCGACGACGACGCCCACGGCUAAGAAGCCGAGGUCUGCUCCGAAGCAGGAAAGCCAGUCGAUGGCGGUCACCAGCAUCACCUCUGACGGCGAUGACGACGUCGUCGACGUGAAGCCUAUCAUAAAGCCGAUCGUAACGUUUACUACAGGGAAUAAAUCGCUAUCCAGGCUAGAAAAUAUCAUACUGGAGGCCGUGAAGACCUUGAAUGAACCUACAGGGUCAUACAAAACAGCCGUUGCUAAUUACAUAGAGGAACAAUACUGGCCACCUGCUGAUUUUGAUCAUGUACUGUCUGCAAAACUGAAUGAGUUGACAUCAUCUGGCAAAUUGAUGAAGGUGAAUCGGAAGUACAGGAUAGCCCCUAGCUCGUCUUAUCUAGAAGGACGAAGCUCCAAAAUGGUGCUGCUUGAUGAUAUAAAAAAGGAGCCAACCAAGGUAGAGAAGGUAGAGAGGGAUGGCUUUACAGCCCACACUAAAUCACAGGUAGAUGCUGAACUUGCACGGAUGAGAAACAUGAGCGCAGAAGAGGCUGCAGCUGCAGCCGCUCGUGCGGUUGCUGAGGCGGACGCUAUCAUGGCGGAAGCUGAAGCCGCAGUGAGAGAAGCGGAGGCUGCAGAAGCUGAUGCUGUAGCUGCACAAGCCUUUGCGGAAGCAGCAAUGUUGACCUUAAAAAACAGGAGUUCAGUAAAACUGAUCAUUCGAGGUUGAGACAUCUUGUGGGAGCUGCUUCAGCGUCCGCUUUCCUCUGACCUUGUUGUGCUUGCGUGCAUGCCUGCUGAAUUCCAGCGCAAACUAACUAAUGCUUUGGUGUUACUGGAGUCAUCUGAAGCGAUGGCAAUCCCGAUCGGUCAUUUGAAAUCAUGCAAGUCCAUUCAACUUGCACCUUGAAGCUAGUUUCCUUUCUCCCUCGUGCCGGUUUGCCGAGGGAUGGAGGAAGGCCAAAUCAUAUUUAACCCCCACAUGGCAGAACCGUAGAUGGGAUCUGCACGUCUGUGGGAUGAUGAGGAGAAGAUCAAUAAAUAGAUGAUGGUCAUUCCAUCUCUCUGGACCCUUGUUACUGUCAUGGUUUAGGUCAUUGGCAUGUUGGAAAUUUGUUCACCGUGGUGGUCCUCCCAGCAAAACAAUUCCUUUGUGCUCGUGGUGUUUGUUGAUCUGGCCUGGCCCAGCUCAAGUUAUUUGGCACCCAAUAAUUGCGGCAUGUGUAUAGAAUUUAUUCAUGUAUUCAGUCUAUAAGUUUUGCCAAGCCAAAAUAGUCGGUAAUACAACAUUGGGCAUUAUUGGUCUUGGUUUUGUGUUGGUACUUGGAUAAGCAGCGGUUGGACGUUUGGUGAUCCAAUAUAUUUGUCAAAAUUUGGUUA